Andrographis paniculata is the source of this 3090-nucleotide messenger RNA. Its product is annotated as protein ROOT HAIR DEFECTIVE 3-like. The transcript is spliced from 23 exons. Gene Ontology annotation, cellular component: endoplasmic reticulum. Lineage: Eukaryota; Viridiplantae; Streptophyta; Magnoliopsida; Lamiales; Acanthaceae. Gene Ontology annotation, biological process: endoplasmic reticulum membrane fusion. Bases 262 to 2712 code for a protein of 816 amino acids. The record is from RefSeq and is a predicted model, not a curated record. Gene Ontology annotation, molecular function: GTP binding; GTPase activity.
UUCAAUCCCCAAAAUUCACCGAGCCUCCUGUAGUCUACACCACAAUAAGAUUUUUAAUUAAAAUCAGCAAAAACCCUAAUAAUUUCCCCCCUUUUGUUGUUAUUUAUUUGUUGCUUAAUCGACUGAAUCGACUUUUUUCCAGACACAGGGAAUAUCGCUGGAUUGAGGUCACCUGCUCCGAUUCCAUCUUUCGGUUCCAAUUUGGUAUUUCUAUCUCAAUCUCCGGCGACCUACCGCCGUCGAUCGGACUUUGGCUUCACCAUGGAUGUUAAAGAUCAUUGUUGUUCAACUCACCUCAUAGAUGGGGAUGGUACAUUUAAUGUUGCCGGGAUCGACAAUUUUAUUAAAGAAGUGAAACUUGCAGAGUGUGGGCUUUCGUAUGCAGUUGUAGCAAUCAUGGGUCCCCAGAGUAGUGGGAAGAGUACCUUGUUGAAUCAUUUGUUUGGUACUAAUUUCAGAGAAAUGGAUGCUUAUAAGGGGAGGUCGCAAACCACAAAGGGUAUAUGGUUGGCACAUUGUGUUGGUAUUGAGCCUUGCACUCUUGUAAUGGAUUUGGAGGGAAGCGAUGGAAGAGAAAGAGGAGAGGAUGAUACUGCAUUUGAAAAGCAGAGUGCACUCUUUGCACUUGCAGUUUCUGACAUAGUGCUUAUAAACAUGUGGUGCCAUGAUAUUGGGCGUGAGCAAGCUGCAAAUAAACCACUCUUGAAAACUGUGUUUCAGGUUAUGAUGAGAUUAUUCAGUCCUCGUAAGACCACUUUAAUGUUUGUUAUUCGUGAUAAGACAAGGACGCCUUUGGAAAACUUGGAGCCCAUUUUGAGAGAAGAUAUUCAGAAGAUUUGGGAUUCUGUUCCUAAGCCACAAGCUCACAAGGAAACUCCACUAAGUGAAUUUUUCAAUGUUGAAGUUGUGGCUCUGUCUAGUUACGAAGAGAAGGAAGAACAAUUUAAAGAGCAGGUGGCAGGUCUAAGACAAAGGUUUUUCCAUUCUAUUGCACCUGGUGGGCUUGCAGGGGACAGACGUGGUGUGGUCCCUGCUUCUGGCUUUGCAUUUAGUGCUCAACAAAUAUGGAAGGUCAUUAAGGAAAACAAGGACCUUGAUCUCCCUGCACACAAGGUUAUGGUUGCAACUGUACGCUGUGAAGAGAUAGCUAAUGAGAAAUUCUCCUCUUUUGUGGAAAAUGAGGAGUGGCGCCUGAUAGAAGAGAAGGUUCAAUCUGAGCCAGUGCCUAAGUUUGGAAGGAAGCUCACGUCAAUUCUUGAUAUUUGCCUAUCAGAGUAUGAUGCUGAAGCAACAUUUUUUGAUGAGGGUGUCCGAUCUUCAAAACGAAAGCAGUUGGAAGAGAAACUCCUGCAACUUGUCCUACCAUCUUAUCAACUCAUGUUGGGACACAUUCGCUCUGGAACCUUGGGUAGAUUCAAGGAAGCAUUUGAUAUUGCCUUGAAUGAGGGUAAAGGGUUUUCUGCUGCAGCACGCAAUUGCACGGAGUAUUAUAUGUCAAAGUUUGAUGAAGCAUCUGCAGAUGUGCACAUUGGUCAAGCAAGUUGGGAUUCCUCUAAAGUAAGGGAUAAGCUUAGGCGUGAUAUAGAUGCACAUAUUGCUGCAGUCCGUGAAGCCAAGCUGGCUGAACUUACAUCUGUGUAUGAGAAAAAAUUGCAUGAAGCCUUAGCCGGGCCUGUUGAAGCUUUAUUGGAUGGAGCCAGUGAUGAUACAUGGCCAUCAAUAAGAAAACUUCUCCAUCGCGAGACUGAUGCAGCAGUUAGUGGGCUUUCUAGUGCACUAUCUGGUUUUGAAAUGGAUGAGGUAGCAAGGGAUAAAAUGAUUUCGAGGUUGGAGGAUUACGCUAGAGGAGUAGUGGAAGCAAAAGCCAAAGAAGAGGCUGGAAGGGUUUUGAUGCGUAUGAAAGACAGGUUUUCUACAUUAUUCAGUCGUGAUUCCGAUUCCAUGCCACGUGUCUGGACAGGAAAGGAAGAUAUUCGUGCAAUUACCAAAACUGCACGCUCUUCGUCUUUAAAGCUACUGUCUGUGCUCGCUGCUGUUCGUCUGGAUGACCAUACUGCUGAUUCUAUAGAGAAUACAUUGUCCCUUGCUCUCAUUGAUCCAAAAAGUGGUGCUGCUGGCAGUAGAAGUGUCUCAGGGGAUCCUCUUGCGUCGAGUAGUUGGGAUGAGGUUCCGCCAUCCAAAACCUUGUUAUCUCCAGUCCAAUGCAAGUCGUUGUGGAGGCAAUUUAAUAUUGAGACAGAGUAUGUUGUUAGUCAAGCCAUUGCUGCUCAGGAGGCUAGCAAGAGAAAUAACAACUGGAUGCCACCUCCAUGGGCAAUUGUUGCAUUGGUGGUUUUGGGUUUUAACGAGUUUAUGACCCUUUUAAGAAACCCUUUGUAUUUGGGCGUCAUAUUUGUUGCUUUUCUGCUUAUAAAAGCCCUUUGGGUGCAAUUGGACGUCUCAGGCGAAUUCCGAAAUGGAGCUCUUCCGGGAAUUCUCUCCCUGUCCACGAAAUUCCUCCCAACCGUCAUGAACCUUCUAAGGAAACUAGCCGAAGAAGGACAAAAGCCGGGCAACCCUGAUCCUCAACACAACCCGCCAGCCCCGGUAAAGACCUUACACAGCGGUACACAUGACCAUUCUAAUCUCUCAUCUAGCGCUUCCUCUGAAGUAAUAUCGUCAGAAAAUGGAACCGAGUACUCGAGUCCCUCUACCAACAACAGAGUCCAGUGAGCUCUCAUUAGCCACCCAACCCUCUUAUUUGUCCAGGUAUAACUCCUACACUUGUUGGGGUCAAAUUGUACCAGAAAGGAAGGGAUAUAUAUCAUUGAGAAGGAUCUAUAUUUAAAUGUCGACGACCAGGGUGUGUGUUGCCUUAGAAAUUAUUCAUCUCUCUUCCUCUUCUUGCUUCUAUAUAUAUAGUUUUUGUGUUUAAUGGUGUUUUAUGAUUGUGAUUUCACAUCUUGUUUCAGUUUUGUAUCAUUAGAGGUUGUGAAUGUGAAUGUGAAUGUGAAUGUGAAUGAUUCCAGUAUUCUAUGUAUUUUUAUUUUAUGAUACUGGGAAUUUUAUGACCCCAUCCAUCUAUUUAAAGCAGAGAAUUGUUAUUUAUUA